AUGGAGACUCCUCAGGUACCCAGGAGCCCCCGGCUUCGGCUGCUGUUGCUACUUCUGUUGCUGGUGCCUUGGGGCAUCUGUCCAGCCUCAGGAGUUGCCCUGCCCCCCAUGGGGGUGCUCAGCUUCCGAACCCUCGGGCGGGCCUGGGCCGGCCCGGGUACCCCCAUGUCGCGGCGGAGCCUGGCGCUGGCGGACGACGCGGCCUUCCGGGAGCGCGCGCGGUUGCUGGCGGCUCUGGAGCGCCGGCACUGGCUGAAUUCGUACAUGAACAAACUGCUGGUGCUGGAUGCGCCCUGA
This is a messenger RNA of Chrysochloris asiatica (Cape golden mole), 297 nucleotides long. RefSeq names its product parathyroid hormone 2 (gene PTH2). Gene Ontology annotation, cellular component: extracellular region. Gene Ontology annotation, biological process: neuropeptide signaling pathway. The coding region runs from base 1 to 297 and encodes 98 amino acids. The transcript has 2 exons. NCBI's taxonomy places the organism in Eukaryota, Metazoa, Chordata, Mammalia, Afrosoricida, Chrysochloridae. The record is from RefSeq and is a predicted model, not a curated record.